Molecule: messenger RNA, 3021 nt
Organism: Bacillus rossius redtenbacheri
Lineage: Eukaryota; Metazoa; Arthropoda; Insecta; Phasmatodea; Bacillidae
Gene: Nup107
Product: nuclear pore complex protein Nup107
Exons: 17
Coding region: 186-2879 (897 amino acids)
Biological process (GO): mRNA export from nucleus; post-transcriptional tethering of RNA polymerase II gene DNA at nuclear periphery; protein import into nucleus
Cellular component (GO): nuclear pore; nuclear pore outer ring
Molecular function (GO): structural constituent of nuclear pore
Source: RefSeq, a predicted model, not a curated record
CAAUUGUAACUGUGUAUUGUAUCAACACACACUAGUCCUUGCUCUAGUCCGUACAUACAAGGAUAAGGCCAACAAAGAAAAAAAAAGUGUUGUGUUUUUGUUUUUAUGCACCGGCGUUAUUAUUCGUAACUUGUCGUGGGCGGCUACUUUGUAUUUGGAAUGGUAAAUUAAUAUAUUGAAGCAAAAUGAAUAUCUCGUUUCAAAAAAGAAAGGAUGCCGAAACUAGUAUAUUUGAAAUUAAUCGUUCAUUGAAAUUUUUAGAUGAAACAUUCAGAUCUCCACACUCUGAUGUUGGCUCACCACACAUACCGAGAAUGCAGGGCACCCCAGGUGGACUUUUGCAGCGUUCCCGAAUCACAUUAGAUGCAGCAUCAAGGAACAGAUUCGAUACCUCGCUCACUUUGCAGCCAAAUGAGUUGGAUUUUUUUCGGCGAAAAAAUCUAGAUUCUGUUGACUUAACGUCUUUCAGUCUUGCCGUUCCUUGGAGGACUGUUUGCGACAGGCUGUUCACGGACUUCCUUGAAGCAAUGAACUAUGAAAGCAUGGGCCACUGCCUGACCGAGUGCGUCCCUCGCUUCCUCAAGAGCUGCGAAGAGACGCUGAGCGAGCUGAAGCGAGACACAGCAAAGAUGUCGGCAGAAGCUUCCGUCCUGAACUUGUCUCAUGUGCCGGAAAAUGUUUCAGUUGAAGAUACCAUUAUUGCAAAGCUGUGGCUGCAAGGUGAAUAUAACAUAUGGUGCCUGCUGUACUCCCUUUAUCGUGAUCGAUUGGAAACGGAAGAAGAGAAAAUGUCUCCAUUGCCGUUAGCCAGCGAGGCUUACGUCAGCGAGAAGAUGAUUGUGGAAAAUUUAUAUAGAACUGACAGCUACGUGCGAGAGUGCCAGAUUGUGAUCGACUGGCUGGAGAAAACAGCGUUGGAACAGAAUAUCUCCUCGGUUCGCAUGCGGCACUUCACCGACAAGACUAUUGCUUGGGAGAACACUUUGCAUCAGCUGCAGAGGAGGAUGGAAAAUAUCCCGUACAGCAGUUCGAGCGUCCUAGUCACCAAGCUCGAUCCUGAUGCCCCGAGGAGAGAAUCCCGAAACCUCCACGAUUUGGACAAGGAGGACGAGGACCGGCUGAUGCGCGACGUGUUCCUGGAGGUGCGCUGCGGGCGGCUGGACCAGGCCCAGGACCUGCUGGCCCACUGCGGCCAGCACCUCAAGGCCGUCGCCCUCGAGGGCUGGAAGCCCUACCACGACCCCAACUACGCUUCCCCCGCCCCUGGCGGCAAGCUGCCCGUGGCGGGGGUCUUCAACAGGGACGUGUGGAAGCUGUGCGCGCUGCGGCUGGCCCAGGACAAGAAGGUGGGGGCCCACGAGCGGGCGACCUUCGCGGCGUUCUGCGGCCACCUGCCGGCCCUGGCGGAGGUGUGCCGCUCCUGGGAGGACCUGCUGUGGGCGUCCCUGCGCGUGCAGGUCGACAUCCGGGUGGAGGAGGAGAUCCGCCAGGUGUCCGCCCGCGACUACGUAGCGCUCCCCGAGGAGUACUGGCAGAACAAGACGGGCCUGGAGGAGUUGUUCGCGGAGCUGGAGGCCAGCAAGGAGAGGGCGGUGGCGGAGGAGGCGAGGGACCCGGUGCACACCAUGCAGAAGCUCCUCAUCCUGGACGACAUCCCCCAGCUGCUGGACCACCUGGAGCGGUGGGUGGACGAGGACGCCCCACUCCUGGAGUCGUGCUGCGGCCCGCACUUCCUGCGCUGCGCGGCGCACGUGGUCCUCUUCCUGCGCUCCGUGCGCCGCUGCGACGACAAGCACGGCAACAGGGUGCUCGAGGCGUACGUCAGGGUGUUGAUGGAGAAGCAAGAGCCAAGACUUGUGGCGUAUUACGUGUCGGCGCUCCCGCCAGAUCUGCAAGUGGAGCUUUACGCCAGUUUCCUGCGUAACGUAGUCGACCCAGAAGAUCGGCGACUGUGUCUGGAGCUGGCUGACAAUGCAGGUUUGGACGUCGACGUCAUCGCGAAAACUGUGGUGGAGAACAUCAGGAGGAGCGAGGAUGAUGCUGGAACGCCCCAGUUGCAAGCAGAAUUGACGCGCCUGGAUCUGGAGAAGAUAUCAGCCUUAGACUGGCUCACUUUCUACCCGGAACAGCGACUGGAAGCCAUGUGGCAGGCAAACGCCGUCAUUCGAUACUUCCUGGCAGCCGGCAAGACACGUGCUGCCAGACUAGCCUUCAACAAGCUUCCAGAGAAUUCAGUUGAAACCAUAAUGAGACAGUUUCAAGUUGAUGAAACUACUCCCAUACCACCACGAGUUUCCUCAACUAUAAGGGAAUAUCUCUGCAUUGAUGUGUACCUGAAUGCCGAAGAAGGCUUCACCGAGUGGUACCAGUUGUUCCACAACGGCAGGCCCCAGGAACCUGCGCGGCCGCCGGGAGAAGUGACUUUCACCCGCCAGGUGGCUUAUGAGCACUUGAGAAACAACUACGAGACUGAGCUGGAGCUGUGGAAGAUGACAAUGGCGCAGCAAACAAAGACGGUGAAAACUCUCCUGUACAAUGUACUGAUGUUUCCAAACGGGGGGUGGAUGGUUGACGAAGAGCCAUGGUCGGAAUGGGGCGAAGGCGAUCUAGAAGAACUGAAGAACCGUGAGCAGCAAAUGAAUAGCUUGCGUCAGCUGUACAUUCAUAAGGUUAUACUGUUGCUUUUGUGUGUGAUGCACAAUAUGAAGGAAGAUAGCGAGUGUAUUAAAAUGUCAGUCACCAUUGCAUCAGAGUACCACCAGCUAUACAAGGUGUUCACAAAACAACAACUUCGAGAAUUGCGCCUGAAAAUCUGUGAUUCAUCACUUUCUGUGCUGGAUGAAGGAUGCGACAGCUGGGGAUUUCCCUCGACUUCUUAGCUUGAACAUUCUAGCGAGUUUGUGUGCUGCACCUCGAGAUGGGACAAGCAAAACAUUCAGUAACAUUAUUUAACAAUGUUUUCUUUUUACCAGUAAAUUAUUAGUGAUGAUUUUGUACAUAAACAAUUGUGUUUUUAUCAUA